Molecule: messenger RNA, 1248 nt
Organism: Cuscuta epithymum
Lineage: Eukaryota; Viridiplantae; Streptophyta; Magnoliopsida; Solanales; Convolvulaceae
Source: the annotation of a GenBank genome assembly
GUGUAAGUCAUUUGAUGGCAAAGGCGACAUAUCUGUGGCUGCUGAUUGGAUCAAGAAACUGAACGAGGCUGCUAGGGAUAUGCAGAUCGGGCUUGAUAUAAAGCUAACGAUUGCUACCAGGCUACUGGAGGGGGUAGCUGCUGUAUGGUGGGAAGGCGUGGAAGGAAAGUUCCACGGUGAGACCACCUGGGAGAGAUUCGAAGUAGAGUUCUAUAACCAGUACUACUCCGAAUUUGAGAAGAAUCAGAAAAGGAAGGAAUACAUGACUUUGACACAGGAGGAUGGGUGCUCGGUAAGGCAAUUGGAACAGAGGUUCCGGGACUUGGCACGAUACAUACCUGAGUACGCCAUGGAUGAGAACCGCAUGGCUAAUCACUUCUGGGAUACCCUACAGUUGGAUAUCCGUGAUAGGGCCACCUACAAUCAUCACAUGACCUUUAGUGAGAUUGUGGAUCAAGGGCUACUUGGGGAAGCCAAGUGGAAUGAAAGGAAGAAGAGAGACGCCGAAGAGGCGAAGAAGAGGAGAUGGGGAAAUUCUGGACCCCAAGACCAUUCUCGGAAACAUCACGCCGGGAAUGGAAGUUCAUUUAGGGCGCCGGAACCACCGGCAAAGAAGAGCAAGGGUCCAGGAGGGCAAGGGCACAGCUCGGGGAGCGUGAGGCCACCGAGGUGUCUAAACUGUAACAAGAAUCAUGCCGGGAAAUGCAAUGCACCACCCCGGUGCUACAAGUGUGGUAGCACUAGUCACCUCAAGCUUUCUUGCUCAAUGUUGAAUGGAGGGGGACCAUCGGGGGCUAUGGAAGGACCUACGGCUAGUAGGGGACGUGCGGGACCAUCACAGGCCGGCACGGGAAGAGGCGGACCUACGGCGAGCAAUGCCGCGUCCGUUAACCAAGGGAGGACCCAGGCACGUGUGUAUGCAAUGACCAAGGCGGAUGCGCGAGCAAACCCGGACUCUGUUGCAGGUUGAGGCUAGAGUCCUACUACCUGCACCUUUGCCUAGGGUGAUUGAUCAAGGAGGAAGACGUGGUUCGUGCUUCCAUUCUCAUUUGAAAUAAUGCAACUGCUCAUGGAUAUUUUUAACAAUGUUUUCUAUUAAAACAUUUGGGGGCCUGCGUGCCCGUAUUUGCCACGUGUGGCUAAGUAUCAAACAUAUCUUAUUUUCCGCAUUUGUUUGACUAAUAUAUAUUGAUGUUGAUUGUAUGGGUUUACUAAUCGGCUUGGCAAUAGAACUUAACGGACGCCUUG